UGUUGGUCAGAAAUUGUUCAUAACGCCCUAUUUCGUGUAUCAGUUGUGGAUACAUUAUAUUUUGAGCCAUAUGUAGCUGUAUCCUUGUAGAUGAAGGCAACGCACAAGACCACACAGAUCGCUCUUUUCUGAAUUCAUUGGAACGAGUGGAAACGAAUUACAGUGUUGGAGCCAAGGCGGAAGUGUGCAGGCGUGAAUCAUCUUGCUUCCACUCGCUGCUUUUGCCCGACUGGCAGCAGCAUCCAGACAAACAAGGGAAUAACGUAACGAUGGACGAAUUGGACGAUGGUGAGGUUCCCCAGGAUCUGGUUCAAUGCAACACCUGCCAGAGAUGUUUCUUCCCUAAAGUCCUGGAAAAACAUUCUAAAAUCUGCCAAAAGUCAGCGACCAAAAAAAGGAAAACGUUUGACUCCAGCAGACAGAGAGCAGAGGGCACAGACAUCCCCACACUUAAACCUAUCAAACCAAAGUACCAAAGUUCAUCCGCUACUGAGAAAGCAGAGCCCCCGAAGAAGCAAUCUAACUGGCGCAAGAAACAUGAGGACUUCAUCGCUGCCAUCCGGGCCGCCAAGGUGGUCACUCAGGUCAUGAAGGACGGGGGACCAUUACCCCCACCUCCUCCUCCUACUUAUGACCCAGACUAUGUUCAGUGUCCGUUCUGUCAGCGGAGGUUCAACGAGAGUGCGGCGGACAGACACAUCAAGUUCUGCCAGGAGCAGGCCGCCCGUAUGCCCAACAAGGGAAAGUUACCGGACGUCAAGAAGCCUCCCAGUCGCACGCAGUUCAAACCUCCUGCUACUGUAAAGAAGACCAACUCUCCUGCUGUGUCGGCCAUCCCAUCAGGCUCCUCUCGUUUACCCCAGAGAUCAGCUCUUGGACAGCCCUCUGGAAUCCCCUCUAGUAAGGUCUCUUCUGCAGUUUCAGUGAGGAGUAAUUCCUCCGGCCUCUCAAGUCCUCCAUCAGGUGCGGGAACAAAGACGCGAGCAGUGAGCUCUGGCUUCGGUUCUGUGAGGAACACUCCUUCUGGAGUAGGACUCAACAAGAGGAAAGUAGACACCCAUAUAUCUAGGAACGACGUCGACGGCGGGAACGAAGUGAACAACGGUGGGGUGAAGAGCAAGUUCUGUCACGAUUGCGGGACCAAAUAUCCCGUGGAAUCGGCCAAAUUCUGCUGCGAGUGCGGGGUCAGGAGGAUGUGCGUCUGACGGCCGUCAGCGGAAGGACGAAGUAGCGGAAAGUAGGGACACACCGGUACUCGAGAUCGCAUCAGAGACUUUCACUAAAAACUCCCCAUGAGUUGUACACCCAUCCAUUAAACCCCGGGUUUUGUUUCACAGUAGUAAAGGAAUCAGCAGACAGCCCUGCAGUGCUGUUGGGCUUUUCUUCUUAUUGCUGUAAGGACAAAAAUACAGUUAAGGUGAAUUCAAAUAAAGCUAUUCAGGCUAGGGUUAGGGAUGGUACGUAAUAUCACAUUGCUGAAUUCUGCCCUUUUUCCUUAAACAAAUAUAAUAACUUAUCUGACAUAAAAACUCAUGACAUCAGUUCCUGAUAUGACUGGAAUAACCCAAGGUGCUCAUUUAUUGUAAUUAGCCUUUCUUUUUUUUUUUGUCCUUUAACCUCUGGAUUGACCCAUGACGUCGCUGCUGUUUCCACCAGCUCAUAAACGUUGUUGCUGUGAAGAUAGAGGGUAAUGGAGGGAUUCAUAGUUUGUAAUGACCAAAACAAGAAAAAAUCCAGUUCUUCUUUUUUUGGUCAUGGGAAGUACUGGGGUCUUUGUUGGUAUUAUUGUAAGCCCUUUAAUUUUAUUGUCACCUCGGCAAUAAUGAGAAGCGCCCUGUAGAGCUGAGUCACUAUCCGCAAUUACAGCCCUGCGUCGUUACGAGAGUGCAGAGAAGAGAGGAGUGUUUGUACGAGCUACAGGGUGGGUUGUAAAAUGUGAAAAGGAAGGUAAAGGGAAAGUGCUGGAAGAAUCAUUAGAGGUGGGUGUGAUUGUAUCCCUGUAUCUGACUCCCCAGUCAACCGUGAUUCGAAAUGCAUCCCUUAAUCCCACCGGCCUCCACUACCUUACAAACACUCUGUUCCUAUUGAAGUGCAAUAGCAUUGACUACUGAAGAAAACGGCGUGUUCCUCUUAAAGGAAAAGUUUUUUGUGAAUAUGGGAUAUCACUCGGUUAGACAGGGACCAGUCGAAAAAAAAUGAACUACCUGUUCAAAGGUCAGUGCUCCCCAUUCACCGGUGGCCUCUUCACAGGUGACGUUUGCUUCCAGCUCUCACAGUGCUGCCGUCACAUGCUGGUCGUUUUCGAGACAAAUGUAGCAUCAACUCCCUUUUAUGUCCCUUUUUAAUCCCCAUCUCAUUUUAUGGAAUGAAAUGAGCUAUUUAUUUUCUUACUACCUUUCAUUUUCACCAAAUGAAUAAUGGCUGCAUCUUUUGUUAAGAAUUAAAAUGUGUUCUUGUUUGAAUUUGUAUGAAACCUAACUGCAUCUCUUUUUUUUCUUCCCGUUUUUCCUUGAAAGUCUUUCUCUUGAGUCGGCAUUCUGUGAAUUAAGGUAUUUGGGAUCAAAAGUACGGAAACACUACAGUCAUUUUAAAUGCUCUGUAUGGUUAUGGUUGAUCUUCCUGCUCGAUGUAAAAGACACUCUACGGCCCACACAGUUUAUUUACAGGUGGGACAGAGGCGCACACUUAAUAUUCAAUAACCGUCGAAAAUCAUAUCAUGCAUUCUACAGUUAUUAGGUAUAAUAAUCUCAGCAAAGCAUUUGUUUCAUUUUCAAAAAUGAAAAAAAUAUAUAUAAAUGGCACAUAUCAGGAAAUAUUUAAACAAACUGGACAGAUGUGUUACUGUACUGAAUACAACACUUACUCGCCUGCAUACAGUUGUGCACUUAAUGCCAUGUUCUGUGUAUUCACCAUCAAUAAACGUCCAUGAAGACGACAGUUA
Molecule: messenger RNA, 2941 nt
Organism: Scophthalmus maximus (turbot)
Lineage: Eukaryota; Metazoa; Chordata; Actinopteri; Pleuronectiformes; Scophthalmidae
Gene: zc2hc1a
Product: zinc finger, C2HC-type containing 1A
Exons: 10
Coding region: 270-1205 (311 amino acids)
Source: RefSeq, a predicted model, not a curated record